Messenger RNA from Helicoverpa zea (corn earworm), 2467 nucleotides. RefSeq names its product methionine aminopeptidase 1. Gene Ontology annotation, biological process: proteolysis. The record is from RefSeq and is a predicted model, not a curated record. The coding region runs from base 21 to 1166 and encodes 381 amino acids. Lineage: Eukaryota; Metazoa; Arthropoda; Insecta; Lepidoptera; Noctuidae. Gene Ontology annotation, molecular function: metalloaminopeptidase activity. The transcript has 7 exons.
AUGACAGUUGUUCCAAAAAAAUGGCGGCGAUUGGAAUGUGUGAAACACCCGGCUGCAAAUCUAUUGCUCAAUUGCAAUGUCCGACAUGCAUAAAACUCGGAAUACAAGGCUCGUUUUUCUGUAAUCAGGACUGCUUCAAGAAAUCUUGGAAGAAUCACAAAAUAAUUCACUCGUUGGCGAAGGGUGAGAGUACAGAUGUGUCUAAUGUGGAAUAUAACCCGUGGCCGUCUUUCACGUAUACUGGCAAGCUGAGGCCGUUCCCGCCGGGGCCGAAGCGCACGGUCCCGCCGCACAUUGGCCGUCCCGACUAUGCUGAUCACCCGACCGGCUUCCCCGCGUCUGAGAACGCUGCGAAGGGUUCCGGACAGAUCAAAGUGCUGGAUGAUGAGGAGAUCGAAGGCAUGCGCGUCGCUUGUCGCCUCGGCAGGGAGGUGCUUGACGAGGCUGCCAGAGUAUGUGAUGUGGGAGUGACUACAGAGGAAAUAGACCGCAUUGUCCACGAGGCUUGCAUUGAGCGGGAGUGCUACCCCAGUCCGCUGAACUAUCACAACUUUCCCAACAGCUGUUGCACCUCCGUCAAUGAGGUUAUCUGCCAUGGAAUACCAGAUCUACGUCCUCUGGAGGAUGGUGACAUCUGCAAUGUGGAUGUAACAGUGUAUCACCGAGAGUUCCACGGUGAUCUGAAUGAGACAUUCUUGGUUGGUAACGUACCAGAAUCAAGCAGGAAGCUUGUUCAAGUCACGUACGAGUGCUUAGCUAAAGCAAUCGAGAUUGUGAAGCCUGGAGAGAAGUACAGGGAAAUUGGCAAUGUUAUUCAGAAGCAUGCUCAAGCAAAUGGACUGAGUGUUGUGCGGUCCUAUUGCGGUCAUGGUAUACAUAGGCUGUUCCACACUACACCCAAUGUGCCCCAUUAUGCCAAAAACAAAGCAAUUGGCGUGAUGAAGCCUGGACAUUGCUUCACCAUCGAGCCGAUGAUUAAUGAGGGCGGGUGGCGUGAUGAGCAGUGGCCUGACCACUGGACCGCCGUCACUGCUGACGGCAGCCGCUCUGCUCAGUUUGAACAAACUCUGCUGGUAACAGAGACGGGUUGUGACAUCCUGACACAACGCUCAACUGGCAGGCCGUGGUUCAUGGACCAACUCGAGAAACUCAACGCCAAAUCUUAGGGACCACUACCCAGAGCUGCGUCUACGCUAGGAGAGCCGAGCCCGAGCGGAGCACGCGCCGAACACAAUUCGUCUACUGCGGACCAACUUACAAGCCUCUAACGAGCGCGCAAGAGCAUUUCGUUCGUGCUCGGCGGCGUUCCGCCUGUUGUCGGUUUUUGACGAACACAAAGGGAUUUGCUAACAGUGAUCGUUGUAGGUUCGUUGUACGUCCACACUUGACGCCGCGAACGACAAGCCGAGAACGACUCCGCUUGUGCUUCGUUCGUGCUCGGUUCGUCUAGCGUAGACCUUAGGAUAGUAAAAAUAAAUUGAAACAACUUUAGGUGGACUUUGCAUGAACUUGUCUCAGAGUUUGAGACAUGGUAUAUAUAUGUAUUUACAGCUUUAAUUUGGAAUGAGGAUAAUUAAUUAUUACACUCACUAGUGCUCCUAAAUAAUUGGAUUUACUUUGUCCAACUGACCGGCCAUUUCGGCUUUUUCACUUAUCUGAAAUCGAGUGAACAAGGUUCACUUUUAUACUAUUUUAAAUAUGUGCAAAUUGGCCUAUGACUGAAAUUCGAAAAGUGCACUUAAUGUACAUUUCAGGGUCAUUUUAUAAUGAUUUUGCACUAUUCAUGUCUCAAAUGCUAAGACUGUCCAUUGUAAAAUGCAAGUAUUUUUUGUAAGUUAUUUGUACAGAUUUUUGGCAAUUAUUUCAACUAUGUUUUAUUUGUAAGCUAUUCAUGUUUAGCAUAACUUGCUACGAUUGGUUUUACCUAGACUAUGUAGGUACAUUUAUGAAUUAACUCUCUAUUUUAAAGAGGAAUAUGAAAUGCUAAUUGUAUUCUAAAAGAUUUGAAUUGUGUCAGGUAGUACUCAAAAUUAAUUUUAUAGAAUAGACAUACUGUAUAAACAUUUAACAUAUUAAAAUGUGUUGAAGAUCACCAAUAUUCAAACUCAAUGCAAAUAUUAUGCUGUAGCCAAUUUACGAAUUUAAUGUAAUUUGUGAAUGGCACACGUAGGCGCUUGCACAUGUGGUGAGCGCCUGAGUCUAAAAAUAAACUCGACCCAAGAUUGCAAGUGAAUCGUCGUAAUGGUAAAAAAUACCACUAAUUAAGGUUGCUUCUCAAUUUUAUUUAGAUUUCAUAAUAUGCAAUUAUUUGCAUAAAUUUUAUAGUUUUUAUCUUGGUGUACAAUGGUUAAGACCAGAAGUGGACGAGAAUCGUCGUUAAACCAAAUUUACAAUAAUGUUUAUGAGAAAUGGAAUUUUGUAAAUUGUAAUAGCGAUAAAUGAUACAAUAAAGAAAACUGUAAAGUUA